Messenger RNA from Myxocyprinus asiaticus (Chinese sucker), 1920 nucleotides. RefSeq names its product FUN14 domain-containing protein 1-like. Gene Ontology annotation, biological process: autophagy of mitochondrion. Lineage: Eukaryota; Metazoa; Chordata; Actinopteri; Cypriniformes; Catostomidae. The record is from RefSeq and is a predicted model, not a curated record. The transcript has 5 exons. Bases 64 to 531 code for a protein of 155 amino acids. Gene Ontology annotation, cellular component: mitochondrial outer membrane.
GCGGCGCGUGCACGCACAGCUGUCAACGUCAUCUGACGUCAUGACGCAACACACGCAUCCGAAAUGGCGGCACAACAACAACACACAGAAGCUCAAGAGGAUGAAGAUGAAGCUUACGAGAUUGUGGAUUUGACCACAUAUGCUCGCAGUCAUCAGUGGUGGAGCACCAUGUUUGGGAAUAAUUCUGGCCCGAUCACUGAGAAGUAUUCUGUGAGCACUCAGAUUAUGAUGGGUGGAGUCAGUGGCUGGUGUGCAGGAUAUCUGUUCCAGCGGGUCGGGAAGAUCGCUGCUACGGCCGUCGGAGGAGGAUUUCUGUUGUUACAGAUAGCCAAUCACAGCGGCUACGUCCAAGUUGACUGGAAGAAAGUGGAGAAAGAUGUGAACAAAGCAAAGAGACAUCUGAAGAAAAAAGCCAAUAAAUCAGCUCCAGAAAUCAAUACAUUUAUUGAGGAGGCUACUGAAUUUUUGAAGAAGAAUGUUGUUCUUUCAAGUGGAUUUAUUGGUGGAUUUCUGCUGGGUCUGGCCUCUUGAGGUCGUGAAAGUGCUGUGAAAAGUGUCUUACCAUCACGCACCUAUCAAUGGCCUGCUGCUGAACCUGUCUGGGGCAUGUGGUGAACCCUUUCUGCCAAUCAGCACAUCUGUGGCUUCUUUACUCACUCUGUAUUUGUGAGUUUAAUGAUGUAAAAGUCCCUGAGUGGCUGUGAUUUAAUCUGAUUGUGUACAGGACAGUUGUAACUCUGUGUAUGUGCUUCAAACAGCAGCAUUAUCUGAGGUGGUUUUCACACUGGGCACUUUUUCCGCAGUCCGAAUCUGAGUGCAAUUGUUCCCGGCGCCCGCUGCAGCAUUGGUCUGGUUUCAGACUCGUGUAUGAUUCUGUCGAACCCCGGUGCUUUUCCAUCAUCAAUUUGCAUCAUCACAAACGUGCAUAUAAUGGAAAGCACAACGCGGGUCGCUAUAUUUGUGUGUUUUUAUUCAUUCUGUGUCAUCAUGCACACCAUAGUGAUGACACUUCAGCAGUUGUACAUGUCCAGGGGAAGGAGACUAUAUCUGAUGCUCACAAACGAUCUUUUUUGAGGACACAGCUGGUUGCACGCUCACUCACUCACAUAUAUAAAAGGCACCUCACCUUUUCUGUGGCCCGCAACAUUUCCCUGCCACUCAUGAUGCACGUGUGUGUGUUUGUUUUUGUGCAACUGAUGUCUUCAUGAUUAAAUCAGUAAAAACGCAUGCACAAGUCAUUUUACUUCCUGAACAAGUGCGGACCUGAAUACAGGUUGCUUUCUCACUCAUGCAAACCUCGCCACAGUCCCAGUGCAACCGAACUCAGACCACCUCCUACAGGUAGUCUCGGGUUCGGUACUACUGUCCGCUCCCCGGUCCGCAAAACAGCUUUCACAUUACCAACUUUUCAUGCAAACUGUGCUCUGUUUCGGACUAAACUGCACACUUUCAGUGUGAAAGCCCCCUGAGAGAGUCAAGUCAACAAAACUGGGAUGAUGGUUUGGAUGCUGAUCACCCUUGAAAACAAACAAAUGGUAUAUUGCAUUCAGAUAAUGCUUGUAUGUGUUUUGUAUUUUUGUUCUUCAAGUUACUGCUAAUUCAACAGUGUUUUGUAGAAUAGUGUGCACUAUUGUUUCCACAGUAUAUAAGGUGUGUCAAGCUGUCAUACUAUUGGAAAUAACAUUUAACCUGUUGGAGUGCAUAUGUUCAUUAAUGCACUGGUUCAGUACAGGUACUGUUUACUUGUACAAUGUUUUGACAUUACUUUUGACUUUUUUAAUUUUUAUUCAAGCUCAUGUAUUUGAAAUUCACAUUGGUUUUGUUAAACCUUAUUUCCAUUCUUCAUCACCAUAGGUGUGACUGCUAUUAUACUUAGAGUGAAUUAAAGUUCAUUUUGCCACAUGCAUUGAGGAAAAACAA